ACCUUCGUGGGUCGCGCCGGAUAAGGUGGGCUUUGGGCGGGUUGCUGCUGCAGCGGCGCUUCCUAGUGGUCAGGGCGCCAUGGCGCUGCGCUGGCUGCAGCGCGUCGAGCUUGCGCUCUUUGCUGCCGCUUUCCUGUGCGGGGCCGUGGCGGCCGCGGCGCUGACUCGGACCCAGGGCUCCUUCAGUGGUAGAUGUCCCCUGUAUGGUGUGGCCACCCUGAAUGGCUCCUCCCUGGCCUUAUCCCGUCCCUCAGCACCAUCCCUGUGCUACUUUGUAGCUGGGGCCUCUGGCCUCUUGGCCCUCUACUGCCUCCUGCUUCUGCUCUUCUGGAUCUACAGCAGCUGCAUCGAGGACUCCCACAGAGGUGCUAUAGGGCUGUGCAUUGCACUGGCCAUCUCAGCUAUAGCCAUCUUCCUGGUCUUGGUGUCUGCCUGUAUCCUUCGAUUUGGCACCAGGUCUCUCUGCAACUCCAUCAUCUCCUUGAACACUACAAUUAGCUGUUCUGAAGCCCAGAAAAUUCCAUGGACACCCCCUGGAACUGCUCUGCAGUUUUACUCCAACCUACACAAUGCUGAAACCUCUUCUUGGGUGAAUUUGGUAUUGUGGUGUGUGGUCUUGGUGCUCCAGGUCGUGCAGUGGAAGUCUGAAGCCACCCCAUACCGGCCUCUGGAGAGGGGUGACCCUGAGUGGAGCUCUGAGACAGAUGCUCUCGUUGGGUCACGCCUUUCCCAUUCCUGAAGAAUAACCAGAGUGCUUCCUGCAGCCGAAGACUCCAUGCCCAAGUGCCUGUAAUCCUCUUUCCCCCACAAGGCCCUGUUUAUGUUGGGAGUCUUAGUUUUCCUUUCGGCGGGGGGUGGUGGGGGAACGUAAUGACAGAUGACAGGCCCCCCCUCCACCUCUUCCUACAGCUGUUUUUGUACCAAAAUAUUAUAUUACUGUCUUCAUCUUA
This is a messenger RNA of Pongo pygmaeus (Bornean orangutan), 950 nucleotides long. It is a transcript of the gene TMEM179B, whose product is annotated as transmembrane protein 179B. NCBI's taxonomy places the organism in Eukaryota, Metazoa, Chordata, Mammalia, Primates, Hominidae. The coding region runs from base 80 to 739 and encodes 219 amino acids. The record is from RefSeq and is a predicted model, not a curated record. The transcript is spliced from 5 exons.